UACUACGUAAGAAUAAAAUCUACGGUGUCAGCAAAAUCGUAGGUGGGAAAACUGGUUAAAAUUCAAAUGCAAAAACUUACCUUUCCGUAAUCCAUAAUAUUAUAAUCUCGUGAAAAUAUUAUUGUUUUGUUAUUAUAAUGCUCUUUGCUUUGGCCCAAAACUGAAAAUCUUUAUAAUAUUUAGAAAUAAUACUUAAGUUUUAUUUUCCUUCUUUUUAUUUAUUUAUGAAUAAUCCAAAUAAUAAUUCAAUUCGUGAACAGUGUGUUGUAAUUAUUUAAAUCAAUGGAAGCUGAACUUGAACAAAUUCAAAAUGUCGUUGAAAAUGCUACAGCUAUUGAAAACAAAUAUCCAAUGUUGGCGUAUGAGAAGCAGAUAUUUGUAGAUUCGUUUGAGAAAGAUGCAUUAGUUAUAAUGGCCAAGGGACUUAAUUAUAACAUCAUAGUAGCUAAUCUACUGUGGGUAUACAAUAAUCCUUCCAAUUUGGUUCUUGUACUGAACAGUAGUGAUUACGAAGAAAAAUAUUUUAUGAACUUGUUUAAUGUAUCAACCUUACCAACUAUUGGAGCGGACAGUAUCCACCCAUUUAAUAAUUUGCACUGCUCGGAUAUAUUUCAGAGAAAAGGCAUAUUUGGAAGGUGGUAUCCAAUUAGUAUCUACUCGUAUUUUGGUAGUGGAUCUGCUGAAAAAUAGAGUUCCUGUGUCCCACAUAACAGGGAUUAUAGUGCUACGAGCACAUACUGUUCUAGAAUCAUGUCAAGAGGCCUUUGCUUUGAGAUUGUAUAGACAAAACAACAAGACCGGGUUCAUCAAAGCAUUUUCAAAUUCACCUAUAUCCUUUACCUUUGGUUACCAUCAAGUUGAAAAGGUUAUGAGAGCAUUAUUUGUAACUGAAUUGUUUUUAUGGCCAAGAUUCCAUGGUACUAUUAUAAAAAAUCUCAAAGGAAAACAGGCACAAGUGGUGGAGUUGAAUGUGCCGUUGUCAACAAACAUGAGCCACAUACAGAGCUGCCUCUUAGACAUUAUGAACUAUACUGUCAAACAGUUGAAAAGCAUCAACAGGACAUUGGACAUGCAGGAAAUAACAACUGAAAAUUGUUUAACAAAGAAAUUUCACAAGAUACUACAAUCACAGCUGGAUUGUGUAUGGCAUCAGCUAAGUACAAGAACAAAAGAAUACAUACAAGAUCUAAAAGUGCUUAGAAGUAUGAUAAUAAACCUGAUUCAUGACGAUGCUGUAUCAUUUUAUGCUUUGGUCAGUAAAUAUAGAACUCCAGAAUAUGCAAAAGUUAAUUCUGGAUGGAUUCUGCUCGAGUCAGCGGAACAAUUAUUUCGUCUUACUAGGGGGAGAGUGUUUAAUCAGAAAAAUGAAUUCGAUCCGGAACCAUCGCCCAAGUGGAAAUGUCUCAGUGAUUUACUAGUGCAGGAAAUUCCAGAAGAAGUAAAAAAGAAAAAGGAUGGCAAUAUAAGUACCACAAACAUUCUAAUUCUUUGUCAAGAUAAUCGAACGUGCAGUCAAUUAAAUCACUAUCUUACUAUGGGCGCAAGUAAAUAUCUGUUCUAUACCGCUCUAAGAAGAGACAUAAUUAUAAAGAAUUUGGCAUCAAAAUAUAAAGACUUACAAGACACUAUACCAAGUGGGGAGGUUAAAAAAGAAAGAAAUGUGCAAACUUCGGUUAAAACUGAGAGCAAUGAGUUGGAAGACAAUGAGGAUGAAUUAAAUAUGGACGAUAUUAAUAAACCAAAUUACGUGUUGACACUCACUCAAGUAGCAACACAAGGUGAUGUUAAAAAGGAACUGGAUGACAGCUUAUUUGAGCCUAUUACCCAGUUAGAUAAUCUAGAUAUUACACAAAUCGGAGCGGAGAAGCCAGUUAUAUUUAUCCAAACAUUCAAGGAAAAUGGUGACCAGUAUUCUCUUGAACGAACAUUGGAAACACUUCGUCCCGCUUACAUUAUAUUAUACCAUUGCGACGUGGCAGCUGUGAGGCAGAUUGAAUUGUACGAAUGUAGGAAAAAACAAGACGACCCAAGUACGAAAGUGUAUUUUUUAAUUCAUGACAGGACUGUGGAAGAGCAAGCGUAUCUAACAUCAUUGAAGAGAGAAAAGCAAGCAUUUGAGAUGUUGAUACAAACGAAAAGUGUAAUGGUAGUACCUUCAUAUCAAGAUGGCAAAACAGAUGAAUACUUUAACCUUAAUGUAGAAGAUGACAUUGAUCCCGUAAAUACAAGGAAAGCAGGUGGUCAGCAGAGUAAAGAACGUCCAUUAGUUGUGGUAGACAUGAGAGAGUUUCGUUCCGAUCUUCCGUCCUUACUUCAUAAAAAAGGAAUCAAUAUAGAACCUGUAACCAUAACUAUAGGCGAUUACAUUCUAACGCCAGACAUAUGCGUAGAGAGGAAGUCUAUAUCUGACUUAAUAGGGUCGUUGAAUUCAGGGCGUCUUUACACGCAGUGCACGCAGAUGUGCAGGAACUACAGCCGACCAAUACUGCUCAUCGAGUUUGAUCAGAAUAAACCGUUCAAUUUGCAGGGUCAUUUUGUGGUAUCAUCUGAUAUAUCCGGGGCUGACAUACAACAGAAAUUGCAACUGCUGACUAUCCAUUUCCCAAGGCUCAAACUAGUCUGGUCACCCAGCCCCUACGCUACUGCCGAACUUUUUUACGAAUUGAAGCAAGGCAGAAAAAACCCCGAUGUUGCGGAAGCGCUCGCUCUGAGCGGCGAAAAUACGGCAGACGACAUGCAUUACGAGAGAUACAACAUACAAGUACACGACUUCGUACAGAAACUACCCGGUGUCACCUUCAAGAAUAUUACCAGGAUCAUGAACAGAGGCGUAUCGUUAGACCAACUUGUUACGCUUACUAAGGAACAACUUUCUGCAAUAGUAGAAAAUAAAAAUGAAGCCGAAAGUUUAUAUUCGAUACUUCACCUGAAAGCAGAACCUACUGACGUCAACAAGAACAAAACAUUCGGCAAGAAAAAGUUUCCUGGAAGGUUUACAAAGGGAAAGAAAUAAUGAGAUUUGUGUACUUUAAUAAGCAUAAUUUAUUACAUCAAGAUCAAGAUGAAACAAAACAAUAAAUAAAUGGUUUUUACAAUAAAAA
This is a messenger RNA of Manduca sexta (tobacco hornworm), 3101 nucleotides long. RefSeq names its product DNA repair endonuclease XPF (gene mei-9). Lineage: Eukaryota; Metazoa; Arthropoda; Insecta; Lepidoptera; Sphingidae. The coding region runs from base 539 to 3013 and encodes 824 amino acids. The transcript has 15 exons. Gene Ontology annotation, cellular component: nucleotide-excision repair factor 1 complex. The record is from RefSeq and is a predicted model, not a curated record. Gene Ontology annotation, biological process: nucleotide-excision repair involved in interstrand cross-link repair; resolution of meiotic recombination intermediates; double-strand break repair via homologous recombination. Gene Ontology annotation, molecular function: single-stranded DNA endonuclease activity; damaged DNA binding; single-stranded DNA binding.